Messenger RNA from Camellia sinensis, 1321 nucleotides. Its product is annotated as peptidase M50B-like protein. Lineage: Eukaryota; Viridiplantae; Streptophyta; Magnoliopsida; Ericales; Theaceae. The record is from RefSeq and is a predicted model, not a curated record.
UUCAUGACAAUGGACAAAGUCCACACAGUAAACGACAAAGACUUUGGUAGGAGCUAGGCCAACUUCUGGAACGGCUGCCAACAACUCCUCUCCAAUUUCAAUUCUCUCCUCCUCUAACACGCAAAUCGCCUAUUCGAAAUUUGGGCAUCUAACCAACAGAGACUCUCUCUCUCUCUCUUUCUAAACUUUGAUUUGAAUCUCGACUUUCUUUCUCUAAACUUCUUCAGACAUUCCAACUCGACAUUAGAAGACUUGUUCUGCCUUUGCAUCUGCAUCUGCAUCUUAUCCCUCCUCUCGAUCUUCUGUUUUUUUGGGUUAUCAAUUCGGCAGAGAAGACAAAUGCCGAACUGGGCGCUGAAAGGCUGUUGCGAUAAAGAUCAAAAGAUCUUCCUUAUUACUAUCGCUAUCUUCACCGUUGUCAUUUUCGCGCUAUGGAGGACCUUCGUACUGACGCCUUUUAAGCUCAUCACUGUAUUUCUUCAUGAGGCAAGCCAUGCAAUUGCUUGUAAGCUCACAUGUGGUCAGGUGGAGGGCAUCAAGGUUCAUGCAAACGAGGGUGGGGUGACGCAAACACGUGGUGGUAUAUACUGGCUAAUACUGCCUGCUGGAUAUCUUGGUUCAUCAUUUUGGGGAAUGGCUUUAAUACUUGCAUCCACAACUCUUCUCACCACAAGAAUUGCUGCUGGUUGUUUUAUUGUUGCUCUGAUUGUUGUGCUCUUCGUUGCUAAAAAUUGGACCCUUCGAGGACUUUGCAUUGGAUUUAUUAUUUUCAUUGCUGUAAUUUGGCUUCUCCAAGAGUACACAAAACUUCGCAUUCUUCGAUAUGCCAUUCUCUUCAUUGGUGUAAUGAACAGUUUGUUUUCAGUUUAUGAUAUUUAUGAUGAUCUCAUAUCUCGAAGAGUGAACUCCAGUGAUGCUGAGAAGUUUGCAGAACUUUGUCCCUGUCCUUGUAAUGGUGCUGCAUGGGGUGUCAUAUGGGGAAUGAUCUCUUUCGCAUUUCUUGGCGGGGCCAUAUAUCUUGGACUUGUCAUCUUGUCUUGAGGUUCUCAGACUAGACUUGAAUUCUUCUUCAUAUUAUGGAGAGCACUAGCGCUCAUUUUUUCUUGUUAUUUCCUUCAUGAUAGUUGUAUUCCAGACCUAGACUAUCUGAUUCAUCUGAGAUUGUUUAGUGUGUUUUAUUUGCACUAUAAAAAAUUCAAUUGCUUCAUUCUUUUAACCCUUUCUUGGGUUUCACAUUUCUGAUUUAUGACUAUACUGUAUAGCAGAACUUGAUUGAUGUAUUCAAUUUUAUUAAACACUCUAGUAGAAGUUUUUGAUUGUA